This is a messenger RNA of Mitosporidium daphniae, 3855 nucleotides long. RefSeq lists its product as uncharacterized. Bases 1 to 3855 code for a protein of 1284 amino acids. The record is from RefSeq and is a predicted model, not a curated record. Gene Ontology annotation, molecular function: calcium-activated cation channel activity. NCBI's taxonomy places the organism in Eukaryota, Fungi, Microsporidia. Gene Ontology annotation, cellular component: plasma membrane. The transcript has a single exon.
AUGUCAUCCUCCUCCGAAAAGGGCGGCGAGCAUGACAGCGCCCCAGUGAUUCCAGACAAUUUGGAUGCAACCAUUGUAUAUAAUGCAUUCUAUGCAAUAGCCCUUUCCUUGAUUUUCCUUGUUGUUUUUUUAUUUUUCAGACGCAAACUCAAGUGGGUUUAUCGCCCCAAUACGGCAACUUUUGGCAGAUAUCACCCAUUGCUUCCAGAGGCAAAAUCCGGCCUUGCUUCCUGGGCAUGGAUCAGGCAUACGUUCUUCCUCCCCGAUGCCCGUCUUCUGACUCUUGUCGGGAUGGAUGCCUUCAUUCUGAUCAUGAUAUUGAAAAUGCUCUUCUGGACAUUUUUACUGUUGUCCAUCAUUGCUAGCAUAAUAUUACUGCCGGUAUAUAUGCAUGGCACAUAUGGGGCCCAGGUGACCACCACUUCGACGCAAAUUUAUUCGCGUCUAUCGAUUGCACAUCUAGAGUCGGGGUCGCCUUGGCUGUGGAUGCCCACGUUGGCGGUGUGGCUGUUUUCGCUAAUCUUUGGAUAUGCUCUGAUCCUCUUUUAUUCGGCAUAUGUACAUUUACGUCAGGCAUACAUUGCCUCGCCGGCCUCGCUGACUUCUGUCCUGGAUUUGAUUGCGUUUUAUCGGGUAACGGGAAGCCUUGAGCAAACUUAUGGAUUGCUAGACAUUCCCUCGCGAACAGUACUAGUACAAGGGUUGGAUUCUCGCCGCUUUACUUCUGAAGAAUCGGUGACCGCAUUCUUCGACCAGUGUUCUGUCGGCUUGGUCAUAGAGUCAGCCUUCAUCAAAGACCAUCCACGGCUACGCCACCUGAUUCGUGAGCGCAACAUAGUCCUUCGGAAGCUUGAGUCUGCAUGUGUUCUUUGGAUGCAUGCCAUUCUGCAUGCAGCGCGCCGUCAGAUUGCCAUUUCUGACGCCCCACAAGCACCCUCUUCCAAUGAGCCUGUUCCUGAAGCCUUGAAGCAAAAAGAAGUGCUAAAAUUGAUCCAUCAAUUGAUCACAAUCGAAGAGGGAAAAGACAAUGACAAGCUUCUGGGAUCAUCACUCGCUUUGUCAUUACCUCCAUUAACCCCAGCUCGCAAGCGAGCGUUGCUUGAAGUAUCCUUUGAUGCAAACUUCCUUUCUGAACUCAGGCCACUGAUAGGAAAAUCUUUGUGGGCCAAGCUCGCCGAAAAAAUUGGCUUCAAAGGCAAAGAGAAAAAUCUUGGUUCUCAAGAAUCAGACCUUGAAAGAGGAUCCGGAUCAUCCUCUAGAGGUUCAAGUACACGAGAUUUGAUUUCAUCUCUUGGUGCCAAGCUUGCAGCCAUAGAUCAUUUGAUUGAGGCAGAGCGGCUUUCCAUAUUUUCCGAGUCAAGAGCUCUACUUUCUGAAAGCUCUUUGGAGACUGCACAAAAAGACCUCCAAGCAGAGGCACUUCAAUUGCCAAAAGGAAUGCUCGUCAACGACACGCGGUUGUUGUUGGUGCAAGCAUCCUCUUCUACGCCACCACAGUCUUGCGUGGCUACAUCAGAUGAAAGCGAUAGGCAAGAUCUCAAAAAUUCCAAGUGCCAAGAAGAGGAGGCAACCCCUCCGUCAAUUUCUGCCGCUAUGGAACAUCAUAAACGGGCACCUGGGUUGGCAGAUGAGAGGGCUACCUUUUUCUCAAAAAAGCUAUUUGGGGAAGUUCUCAAUGAUGCCAGACUUGCGAUGCCAAAGCAAACGCGAUCAGCUUUUGUGACUUUUCGUGAGGCUACUGCGGCUUCAAUCAUCUCCCAAGUGCUUAUUGAUGGGACCCCUUUUUCUUGUCGCACAGAGCUAGCACCCCGUCCAAAUGAGAUCAUGUGGGGCAAUAUCGGGCUUCCCGCAUUUCUGCGUGGCAUCCGCUCCUGGAGUGGCUAUGCUGCCAUUAUUUUGUUAAACUUGACGUGGUUUUUUCCUGUAACCUUCGUCAACUCGCUUAAUCAAAUCAACAGAAUCGCACAAGUGGUUCCCGGACUCAAUUGGGUGCUUCACCUACCGCGCCCCAUACAAACACUGAUUGAGGGCUUACUCGCGCCACUGUUACUCAAUGGGUUGCUUGUGAUUGUUCCUUAUGCUCUGGAUGCGAUUUCGCGCUAUGAAGGUGUUCCUACAAAGACAGCAUUGCAGCGCUCGCUGAUGAGAAAGUAUCUGGCUUUUCUGUACUUACAGACUUUCUUUGUUUCCUUCCUUUCAGGCUCCAUUCUCGCGGCUAUAGUGCCGUUCAUUGAGGACGGCAACUUUUCCAAGAUCGUUGAGGAGAUCCGCCAAAUGCUGGUUCCCAAGUCUUCUUUUUUCUUCAAUCUGAUCGCAAUCAAAGUGGCCAACGAUCUCUUUCUAACUCUUGCAAAUCCGGUGGGUCUCUUCUUCUUUAUAUCGCUGGGCGCAUUAAGUGGUGGUGGAAGUGGCCAUUCCACCACAUCGCUCAAGACACCACGUGAACGUCAAGAGGGCCGUUCUCCAGAGAGGCUCAACUAUGGCAUUGUGAUUCCGUUACUUCUCUUCUCUGUGCCACUUAUUCUCACAUAUGCUGUGAUCUCUCCACUGAUGCUCGGCAUUGGAACCAUCUAUUAUGGAAUUGCAUAUUUAGUCUAUCGCUAUCGCUUUUUGUAUACUGCCAGAAGCACGUGGGAAUCUGGUGGCUCUUUUCUUUUUGAUGUUGCUGGCUUUCUGUGUUUGGGGAUGGCCACUUUUCAGGUUAUGACAGCAAUUCAGCUGUCGUUCCAGGGCGCAAAGCUGCAGGCGCUUGCAGUGAUGCCAACAUUGGUCUUUACAAUAAUCAUAUGGCGUUUGAUCCGUCGUAUCACGCGGACGGCCUCUUCAUAUGUACCUGCUGGCGCGCGGCCUGACCUGGCACCGGCUGCACGAUAUCCGGAGUACAAGCGAUCGAUCCCACGUCUACAUGCACGGGACGCCCUUUCUCUUGGAGCGAUGCUUGGCGGCAGAUCAACGCUUGAUUUGGUUGCUGUUCUUAUUUCCCGACAAAAGAGCUUUUUGGCAGAAGUCGAAGUGGGGCCGUGCGAUGAACUUGGAGCUGAAUCAAGUAGCAGUGGCUCCUCCUCUGCCACUUCUAGCGGCUGUGAACUGCUUCGGCCAACUUGCUCUUCAGAGGUAGUUUCACUGCCAGAGAGCACGGUAUCAUCUGAAAAUGGAAAGCUGAGUUCUAAAUCCUCCACCUUGGCAGGCUCUGAAUCCGCGAUGGGAUCAUCGAGUCGACCCUCGGUCUCUUUUGCGCUAUCCGGAGGCUCUUCCUCGAUUGAUCGGGAUUUGAGAGAAACCGUUGAAUGGUACAUGAGCAAUCCUUAUAGAAACCCGACUCUCUUCAAAAAACUCAAUUCACUCUAUCUUCCUCGCACCUUUUUUAAGAUCAUUCAAAUCGUGUCUAUGGGGGGAGCAUCAUCCGACGUUAAGGCUGCGGAUGAUCAACAAGAUGAUGGCGAUGAUGGACACGAUAAAAUGGUCGAAGACGACAAGGAAAAUUUUAAUGACGAUGAAGAGGUUGACCUAACCCCAUUUGUACCUCUUAAUGCGCCGGUUGGCAGUCGUUCUUCUGAUGCCUUUUCUCAGAUGAAAGACGGCCAACAAAGCACUAAUGGCGCGAGCACAUCCUCUGCUACCAAAAAAGACAACCAAACCCAAGAUGAUGAUCAUAAUAUGAUGCCUCUUGAUAGCUUGCAGCAAAUGACCGGUAGUAGGCAGCCAAAAAAUGCUUAUCAUGAAGUUGAACCCACCAUGCAUGGAUCGCCAUCGCUCUCAUUGAAGGCCACAGAGGGUGGCAUUGCCCCCUCAAUGACAUUUAUGGAUGGAUCUUCACCGUUACCUCCACCUAUAAUCAGGUUUUCCAAGCCAUAA